Messenger RNA from Echinops telfairi (small Madagascar hedgehog), 1009 nucleotides. RefSeq names its product SWIM-type zinc finger 7 associated protein 1 (gene SWSAP1). The coding region runs from base 1 to 753 and encodes 250 amino acids. Gene Ontology annotation, biological process: double-strand break repair via homologous recombination. The record is from RefSeq and is a predicted model, not a curated record. The transcript is spliced from 2 exons. NCBI's taxonomy places the organism in Eukaryota, Metazoa, Chordata, Mammalia, Afrosoricida, Tenrecidae. Gene Ontology annotation, molecular function: single-stranded DNA binding. Gene Ontology annotation, cellular component: Shu complex.
AUGGCGGAGACACUGAGGCGAGUGCUCAGCGCAGGCGGCGCGGCUGGGCCGGGCGAAGAGCACGGAGCCGAAGUCGGGCCUCCUGUGCUGCUGCUCGGCGGUCCUGGCUGUGGGAAGACGGCGCUGCUGUUCGCGGCUGCCUUGGACGUGGCGAGCGAGGGUCGGGGCCCCGUCCUCUUCCUGGCCCGGCGACCUCUGCAGAGGCUGCCUCUCCGGACGCGAGCGGCGUUCGACCCCCUACGGCUUCAGAAGAUCCGCUUCCAGUACCCACCCUCCAUGCGGGAGCUUUUCCGGCUCCUGUGCUCUGCCCACGAGGCCCAGGGGCCAGCCCCCGCCCUCCUGCUGCUGGAUGGCCUUGAGGAGUACCUGUCAGAGCACCACGCGCCCCACGAAGCUGCCCGCCUAGCUGCCUUGCUUCUGGACACUGCUGCCCACUUCAGCCACCGGGCUGGGCCCAGUGGGGGCUGUGGGCUCAUGGUAGCCCUCCAGACCCAGGAGGAAGCAGACAGUGGGGACAUGCUGCAGUUGGCACUGCUCCGGCGGUAUCUCUCUGCCUGCUGUUGGCUGCAGCCAGAUGCACCAGGCCCCUCGCAGCGCUGCCUCCGAGCCUGUCUGGAGCCGGGCAGGCCGGGCCCCAGGACAGAAUGGUUGGUGGCUUUCCAGCCAGAUGGAGAGAUGGCCAUCACCCCAUUGUCUGCUGAGAUGGGUGACCCCAGCUCAGACCAGGGCCCCUACUCUAGAGGCCAGCCCUGAGCUUUGGAGUGCAACUGCCUCUCUCUGUUUGUUCCCCAUUUCUAAGCCGAGGGUUGGAAUGCUUAACCUCAGGGACACAGUGUGCAAAUUCCAAACCCAAAAGAAUGUCCAGUGCCUUGGCCUCGUUUCAAAGAGCUGUCGCACACAUCUUCUGCCCAAACCACAUACUGCUUCGUGUUGCUUUGACCUUUAUAAAAUGAGUUUUAUACUAAAUGUCACCGGAAACUUCUUUUCCCAUAAACAGUUGUAAGAUUCA